Aspergillus tanneri is the source of this 933-nucleotide messenger RNA. RefSeq names its product WD40 repeat domain-containing protein. Gene Ontology annotation, molecular function: protein binding; RNA binding. Bases 1 to 933 code for a protein of 310 amino acids. Gene Ontology annotation, cellular component: SMN complex. NCBI's taxonomy places the organism in Eukaryota, Fungi, Ascomycota, Eurotiomycetes, Eurotiales, Aspergillaceae. The transcript has 5 exons. Gene Ontology annotation, biological process: spliceosomal snRNP assembly. The record is from RefSeq and is a predicted model, not a curated record.
AUGGCCUCUGAUAUCCCCAAAGUGGUGCCGUUGACAUGUCACGGUCACUCGCGUCCCGUACCACAUAUCAACUUCUCCUCCACCGUCGAGGAUGAUCAGUAUUACCUCUUGUCCGCCUGCAAGGAUAACAAUCCCAUGCUUCGUGACGGCAUCACGGGUGACUGGAUUGGCACCUUCCUCGGUCACAAGGGUGCUGUCUGGCAAGCCCGUCUCUCAACAGAUGCCACCAUUGCAGCAACCGCUGCAGCAGACUUCUCCGCUAAAGUGUGGGACACCCACACCGGCGAAUGUCUGCACACCUUGCAACAUUCGCACAUCUGUCGAGCCGUGGCAUUCCCCCUGCAGCCCUCCCCGCAGGUUGUUGCAACGGGAGGCUUUGAAAAGAAACUCCGAAUCUUCGAUCUGACGCAGGGUAGCAACACCUCGUCGCCGAUAAAUGCCACAUCUGGAGAAAACGGCGCCAAUGCGGCCCAAACACCACCAGCGACUAGCUACGAGAUUGGCCCAGGUGUCCACGGCGGAACAAUCAAAUCCAUCGUCUGGAACCAAGAUUACAAUAUCCUGACGACGGCCGCCGAAGACCGCAAAAUCCGAUGGUGGGACCUGCGAUCCCGCCACCCGGUCGUGGAGUACGCCGUGGAGGGCGCAAUCGGCAGCUGCGAAUUGAAUACCCUGGCCAUCCGACCCAACGACCCUGGUAUUUUGACCAUCGCGGCGGGAAAAUCCGUCUACCUGUUCGAUGGGUCGACUCCCGGUCGUCUUCUCAAGAAAUCAGACUUCAGAUAUGAAGUUGCCAGCGCCGCUGUGAACAACGAAUCAGGGAAACUGGUCACCGGUAGCGCGGGUGAUACCUGGGCCCGUGUCUAUGAUCUCCGCACGGAUGAAGAGCUGGGUAUGGAUCUCCUCUCCUCCCCUUCGUGUCUGAUGACAUGA